UCGGGGCGUGGGCAAUCUCCAAGAUGGUCUUACGUUCAAGUCUUCAAGGCGAUCUGGUGUGAUGAAAAAAAGUUAGAUAGAAAUUUUAAGGAUAGCUCUCUAGGAAUUGGAACGGUCAAUGGCGGAACAUUCAAUGCUGGAUUGUCAAGCAGUAUGUCACGAAAUAAAGCGGAUAAUUACGGACAGAAAAAAAUAAAAGAAUUUUUCCCCCGUGAUAUCACUCCGUCUCAACUUCACGAAGAUGACAAUGUGGAUCAUGAAAAUGGAAAAUCCGCUCCACGAGAUGAUUACGUUAAAGAUUCCGAAUAUUUUGAUAAACUUGUAGACAAUGUGGACUUAUCUUAUGUUGGAGGGGAAGAAGAAGAACCUGCACCACCUCAUUCAAAAUCUGGAAUUCCAGUGGAAAAAACUUGGGACGCUUUUAUGAUUGACGAAAUUGACAUUGUAAAAUGUUUUAGUUCCCUGCGCAAAUCCUUACCGAAAACAAAUCCCGAGGUCCACUUUCUUCUUGAAGUCCACCAUACUGGGGGGUCCUUGACUUGACAGGACAGCAUAAACCGACAAAGAAAAUGUUUUUUACGAAAUGGAAUGAACUGAUUAAUGAUUUUCGACUUGAUAUAGGAUGGAAUAUGGUUAAUCUUGACCAAUCCGAAUACGAUCUUUUUGAUAAUAUGGAGGUAAUUACAAUGACACAUGCUUUUAGUUAUCAUUUUCGUCCUAUUAAUUCCUUGUUCCACGUGUUUUUUUUU
Molecule: messenger RNA, 749 nt
Organism: Rhizophagus irregularis DAOM 181602=DAOM 197198
Lineage: Eukaryota; Fungi; Glomeromycota; Glomeromycetes; Glomerales; Glomeraceae
Source: RefSeq, a predicted model, not a curated record